AUGCAUAAAAUUAGAGCACGGCAAAGUCGUCUCACGCUGCCAUCACGUCUGCCAUCGUGGUGUCAGUGUGAACCCAUACGUCUCAAAUGUCCACUUGGUCCAGCUGGCCCUCCUGGACGCCGAGGAGCACCUGGUUUGAAGGGAGAACGAGGUCCACCCGGACGCGAUAAUUUCAACAUUUAUAAACCCAUUGAGUGUGCCCCACGAGACACGGCUUGUGUGCGAUGCCCUUCUGGUCCUCCAGGAUUCCGUGGUAGCCCAGGAAAGGAGGGUUCUAAAGGACCACCUGGUCCUCCAGGCUCACCGGGACUGACAACAAGGACUGGACCCCGCGGUCCACCUGGGCCUGAAGGAGACGCCGGAGUUCCAGGCCAACGAGGUGAGCCUGGCAAAGUUGGCGCUCCAGGAAGAAAUGGUGUCAUUUCGGUAGGAAGAAGAGGUCCCCCAGGUCCUCCAGGAAAGGACGGCGAACCUGGUAAGCCCGGCAAGCGUGGUUUCCGUGCCCAAGAUGGGCUGCCUGGUGCUAUGGGACCACCAGGAUUACCUGGAUAUAGAGGAGAGACCGGCAAGCCAGGACCACGAGGUAUACAAGGACGUCCUGGAGUACCAGGAUCGGAUGCCGGAUAUUGUACAUGCCCACCUCGAACAACUCUGUUCAAAAAGAUUUCGAAAGUAUAG
Messenger RNA from Cooperia oncophora, 678 nucleotides. The record is from the annotation of a GenBank genome assembly. Lineage: Eukaryota; Metazoa; Nematoda; Chromadorea; Rhabditida; Trichostrongylidae.